AUGCAUCUUGCAGAGUAUCUUUUCCGUCGCUGUCAUCAGAUUGGCAUCAGAGGUGUCUUUGGUGUACCCGGAGACUUCAAUCUCAUUGCCCUGGACUAUAUAGAAGAAUGUGGUCUCAACUGGGUUGGUAAUGUUAAUGAACUAAACGCUGGAUAUGCGGCCGAUGGAUACGCACGAAUCAAGGGAAUAUCCGCAAUUGCCACAACUUUCGGGGUGGGCGAGCUCUCUGCUUUGAAUGCGAUCGCAGGUGCAAGUGCUGAGCUUGUCCCCGUGAUCCACAUCGUCGGCUUUCCCUCGACCGCUAUUCAAGACAAGAAGCUUCCUAUUCAUCAUACCCUGGCAGAUGCCGACUUUGAGCUGUUUAUGAAAAUGAGUGAGCGCCUUUCUAGUGCUACAAUUCUGUUAAGAGAACCAUCAGAGGCGACGAAGGCAAUUGAUGACACUAUUGUUGAGUGCUAUCGCUCUAGCAAGCCCGUGUAUAUUGGCUUUCCAAUAGAUCUUGUGAAGGCAGAAGUCGAUCCAGCCCCGCUGGAACAUUCAUUAUGGCUUCGCACCCCACCAGCUAAUGCUACCAGUGAGGAAGAGGCGGCCGUGAACGUCAUUAGAGACCGGCUAUUCAAGGCUCAAAACCCGGUAAUUCUGGUCGAUAGCCUUGCAGGGAGAUAUCAAGGGUUGCAUGUCAGCAGAACCUUUGUUGAAAAAUCAAGCCUACCUUGCUGUGCUUUUCCAAUGGCAAAGGGGGUUAUCAAUGAGAGUCUACCGAAUUUCCGCGGUAUAUAUGCCGGUGGGGUAUCUAAUCCAGGUGUUCUAGAACUAGUCAAAUCCAGCGACCUGAUUCUUCAUAUUGGUCCUCGUCCAACGGACUUAAAUACUGGAGGUUUCACGAGCGACACACCCGACAUAGACACGAUUGUGUUUCACCGGGACAGCGUGUUUAUUCAAGGACAUACCAUCUCCAAUAUCUCUCUGGAGAACGUCCUUGGGAAGCUAUCCGAGGCCAUUUCCGCCUCAACAGCGGUCUCACCAGUAUCUUCCUCGCCCAGUGGACAUCAUACCUCUCCGCCAAGUUCGGUCGACGUAGAACCUCCAAAUACGUCUUUGAAAGAGCCAAUGCCGGUCUGCGGCAGAAAAUUAGACACCAGCUCCCCAGUGACACAUGACUGGCUAUGGGAGCGAAUUAGCUCUUGGUUGGAAGAAGAUGAUAUCAUAGUAAUGGAUAUGGGCACAUCGGCUCUCGGUGGGCUUUGGUGCCGCCAUCCCCGCGGUGCCCAGUCAAUAUUCCAAUUACUAUGGAGCUCGAUUGGAUACGCACUAGGAGCAACAGUGGGGGCAGCCAUCGCGGCACGGGAGCAAGAGACAGAAUCCGAGACUCCACGCAAACGACGCACUAUUCUGUUUACCGGCGACGGAAGCUUGCAGAUGACAGCACAAGAAAUCAGCACCCUGGUCCGUCAAGAACUCAGUCCAAUUCUUUUCGUCAUUUGUAACGAGGGAUAUACAAUCGAGCGGUAUAUUGAUGGGUGGGAUAAGAGUUACAACGAUAUACAGCCUUGGGACUAUAAACUUCUUCCUGCUGUGUUCAACCCCAAGCCAGAUACUUUGAGGACGUAUAGUGCUCACACAAAGGGGGAACUUGAAUCGCUGCUCAAUGAUGAUCAAUUUGGACCUGCUGAAAACUUUAAUGAAGAUAUGCCUGCUCCUUUGCGCUUGGUUGAAAUUCAUAUGGACAAACACGAUGCCCCGCACACAUUGCCGGAAAUGAUUUCCGGGCUGCAGGGAAAGAAAUAG
Molecule: messenger RNA, 1788 nt
Organism: Penicillium angulare
Lineage: Eukaryota; Fungi; Ascomycota; Eurotiomycetes; Eurotiales; Aspergillaceae
Product: alpha-keto acid decarboxylase family protein
Exons: 3
Coding region: 1-1788 (595 amino acids)
Molecular function (GO): thiamine pyrophosphate binding; carboxy-lyase activity; magnesium ion binding
Source: RefSeq, a predicted model, not a curated record